AUAAAUGCAAGAUGGCUCCUCAUAUAAAACCAGCCUCCUGGCUUCUCUGUUGUGAACAACAAAAUUACUCUUUAUAUCUGAUUAGGUUGAAAUACAUGUCCGGUAAUAGUUCUGAAGGAUAAUCUAGAGUCUAAGGCGAUAUAAGUGUAAUUUAGGGCGUUGCUGUGUGAAGCAAGUUGUUCAAGAAUAAAGGGGGAGCUAUUUUCAAGCUAUGAAUUAGGAGCGCCUAACGACUGCCUGGAUUCGGAUGGUGUGCGACAGAUCUGGGCCUGUCCAGCCACCGGAUCUUUUGAAAUUAUAUCAAAAUUUAAGGGGAAUUCAUGUUGUCUUUCUGCUGGUGCACGGAUCGUGAGAGAUCACCGAGACGAUCUUAGUGGAUCAGCAUGGCCGUAUCAAGGCUUGACCGUCUGUUUAUCCUACUGGACACGGGUACGACUCCAGUGACACGGAAGGCCGCUGCCCAGCAACUGGGUGAUGUGGUGAAGCUUCACCCUCAUGAACUCAACAACCUGCUAGCUAAGAUUCUGACUUACCUCAGGAGCCCGAAUUGGGACACGCGCAUCGCAGCGGGCCAGGCUGUCGAGGCCAUCGUGAAGAAUGUUCCGGAGUGGAACCCUGCCCCCAGACCAAAAGAUGAGUCCUGUUCCGACUCGUCUCUGGAGGAGUCUCUGCCCGACCGGCUGAGCUUCAGCAGGUUCGACAUCUCCCGGCUGCUCAGGCACGGAGCGUCCCUCCUGGGGUCGGCAGGAGCUGAGUUCGAGGUCCAGGAGGACAAAGCGGGUGAGGUGGACCCUAAGGAGCGUUUGGCCCGUCAGAGGAGGCUGCUGCAGAAGAAGCUAGGCCUGGACAUGGGCGCGGCCAUCGGCAUGGACACGGAGGACCUCUUCAACGACGAGGACCUGGACUACAACCCUGCCGCCUGCGCCCCCGCAGGACUCAAACCCCAGGGCGGGCGGCCUCUGGCCUGCCCCAGCUCACGAAACCACAACACCAUGCAGGCAGCUGAGCUGAUAGACUCAGAGUUCCGGCCAGGCAUGAGCAAUCGACAAAAGAACAAGGCCAAGAGGAUGGCAAAGCUGGUGGCCAAGCAACGAUCGAGAGACAUGGACCCCAAUGAGAAAAGUAAUGACAGCUUUGAAGGGGAACCGGAGGAGAAACGCAGGAAAACGACGAACGUGGUCAUCGAUCAGCCUGCGGCUGAGCACAAAGUCUUAAUCGACAACGUACCCGAUACCGCUAGCCUGUUCGACGAGACUCAGGAAUGGCCUCUGGAGAGCUUUUGUGACGAGCUCUGUAACGACCUUUUCAAUCCGUCCUGGGAGAUUCGUCAUGGCGCUGGCACUGGUCUCCGGGAAAUCCUAAAAAGCCACGGCACCGGCGGGGGGAAGUUGGUCGGAUGCACAAUGGAAGAGAUGGAACGCCAGCAUCAGGAAUGGCUGGAGGACCUGGUCAUACGGCUCCUCUGCGUCUUCGCGCUGGACAGAUUUGGGGACUUUGUGUCCGACGAGGUGGUGGCGCCUGUCCGGGAAACCUGCGCCCAGACCCUGGGCGUGGCCCUCCGGCACAUGACGGACGGCGGGGUUGCUAUGACGGUAGACAUCCUGCUGAAGCUGCUGACGGAAGAUCAGUGGGAGGUCCGGCACGGGGGCCUGCUGGGCAUCAAAUACGUCCUGGCGGUUCGGCAGGACCUGAUCGCCGCCCUGCUCCCCCGCGUGCUGCCGGCCAUCACUGAGGGGCUGCAGGACCUGGACGAUGACGUCAGGGCCGUGGCGGCCGCCGCCCUCAUCCCCGUGGUGGAGGGACUCGUAGCUCUGCAGCCGGCCCAGGUUCCCUUCAUCGUAAACACGCUGUGGGACGCUCUUCUGGAGCUCGAUGACCUCACUGCCUCCACCAACAGCAUCAUGACCCUGCUGUCGUCCCUGCUGACCUACCCCCAGGUCCGACAGUGCAGCAUUCAGCAGUCCCUCACGGUUCUGGUGCCCCGGGUCUGGCCCUUCCUCCGGCACACCAUCUCUUCAGUGCGGCGGGCGGCCCUGGAGACCCUCUUCACCCUCCUGUCCAAAGCAGACCAGGAGAGCUGUGCGGUGUGGCUCACCCCCAUCCUGCAGGACAUGCUGCGGCACAUCUUCCAGUCUUGCAUCCUGGAGAGUAACCAGGGCAUCCUGGAGCUCAUUCAGAAGGUGUGGAUGGAGCUGAUUGGUCGAGCCCCGCAGCAGUACGUGGUGGCAGCCAGCUGCCCCUGGAUGGGCGCGUGGCUGUGCCUGAUGAUGCAGCCGUCCCACAUCCCCAUCGACCUCAACAUGCUGCUGGAGGUGAAGGUGCGAUGCAAGGAGAAGUCGGGCUCCAAGCCUCGCCAGGGGCCCAACCAGGUGAAGGAGACGGUGCAGGAGUACAUCGCCGGGGCGGAGACGGUGACUGACGACCACGCCACGCGGGACUACGUGGUGAUGCGCGCACGACUCAUGUCCGCAAAGCUCCUGGGGGCGCUGUGCCGCUGUAUCUGUGACGCCCGGCUCAACUCCAGCGCCCAAGAGAUUCGGCCCGCAGAGUCGCUGACCCAACUGCUGCUCUUCCACCUCAACUCCAAAUCCGCCCUCCAGCGCAUCGCUGUGUCCCUGGUGCUGUGUGAGUGGGCAGCACUGCAGGAGGAGUGCGGCCUGGUUUCGGCCGGGGUGCAGCCCCGCCUGCUGGCCAUCCUGUCGGAGCAGCUGUACUACGACGAGAUCGCCAUCCCCUUCACCCGCAUGCAGAACGAGUGCAAACAGCUCAUGGCCCUGCUGGCCGACGCCCAGAUCGACCUGCGGGACAGAGUGUCCUGCAGCGUGUUCACCAUCGACCAGGCUAACGAGCUGGUGACCACGGUGUUCUCGGAGUGCACGGGCGCUCUGGGGGUGAAGUCGCGGCACUGGCAGCCUCUGGACAGCAAGCGGCAGCAGGUCCUGGCCACGGUGGGCGAGACGGGCCAGGAGUGGCAGCUCCUGCACCAGCGCGUUCACAUGUUCGCCGCCUGCGCCAUCGUCAACCUGCACACGCUGCCCGACAAGCUGAACCCGGUCAUCCGGCCCCUCAUGGAGGCGGUGAAGAAGGAGGAGAACACGCUGGUGCAGGGCUACGCCGCCUCCUUCACCGCCCGGCUGCUGCAGCAGUGCGUGGCCCGCGCGCCCUGCCCCAACCCCAAAAUCAUCAAGAACCUCUGCGCCUCCAUCUGUGUGGACCCCCUGCUCACGCCCUCCGCCGCCUGCCCCGUGCCCCCCGCGCAGGACACCGCUAAAGCGGGAAUCGCGGAAAAAGACGGCAUGAACCACGUGGUUAAUAAGACGAAAGGGAUCAUCACCCUGUACCGCCACCAGAGGGCAGCGUUCGCCAUCACCAGCAAGAGGGGCCCCACCCCCAAGGCCUCCAAAACCCCCACGGCCGAACUGCCCCCCGGCAGCAUGGUGGCCACGGAUAUGGACGAGAGUAAGAAGCCCUGCCUGGUUCAGAGGAGAGGGGCGGAGUUCUGCCUGAUGACGGUGGCCCGGCACUUUGGGACUGACCUGACGGUGGUGCUGCCCUACCUGUGGGACUCCAUGGUGGGGCUGCUGAAGGGCAUCAUGGACGGCCACAGUUUCGACUACAGGCUGCAGUUGGAGAAGGGUGACUCUGCUGCCCAGGAGCUGGUGAGCUCUCUGCAGGUGCUGGAGGUGACUGCUGGAGCCAUGUCCUCUGAGCUGGUCCCGCUGCUCCUGGAGCAGCUCCCUCACCUGUGCACAGGGCUGCAGCACCCCUACACGGCCGUGCGCCACAUGGCCGCUCGCAGCCUGGGCGUGCUCAGUAAGAUCGCUACCAUGGAAACCAUGAACGUGGUGCUGGAGCGCGUGCUGCCCUGGCUCGGGGCCAUUGAUGACAGCACCAAGCAGGAGGGCGCCAUCGAGGCCAUGGCCUGUGUGAUGGAGCAGCUGGACGUGGACAUCGUGCCGUACAUCGUGCUGCUGGUGGUUCCUGUUCUGGGCCGCAUGAGUGACCAGAGUGACAGCGUGCGCUUCAUGGCCACGCAGUGCUUCGCCACACUCAUACGCCUCUUACCGCUGGAGGCAGGGAUACCAGACCCCCCCAACAUGUCGGACGACCUGAUCAGACAGAAGGCCAGGGAGCGGCACUUCCUGGAGCAGCUUUUGGACGGAAGCAAGCUGGAGAACUACAAGAUCCCCGUGCCCAUUAAAGCUGAGCUGAGGAAGUACCAGCAGGAUGGAGUGAACUGGCUGUCUUUCCUGAAUAAGUACAAACUCCAUGGGAUCCUGUGUGAUGAUAUGGGUUUGGGGAAAACCCUGCAGUCCAUCUGCAUCCUAGCGGGGGACCAGUAUCUCAGGGCGCAGGAGUAUGCGAAGACGAAGGCGGCAGACUGUGGACCCCUGCCCUCCCUGGUUGUGUGUCCCCCUACACUCACAGGCCACUGGGUGGACGAGGUGGGCAAGUUCUGCGCCAAAGAGUACCUGAACCCGCUGCACUAUACCGGCCCCCCAACCGAGCGAGCCCGAUUACAACACCAGGUGAAGAAGCACAACCUUGUGGUUGCGUCAUAUGAUGUUGUACGAAACGACAUUGACUUUUUUAGGAAUAUUAAAUUCAAUUACUGUAUCCUCGACGAGGGUCACGUGAUCAAGAACGGGAAAACCAAGCUGUCAAAAGCCAUCAAGCAGCUGACCGCAAACUUCCGCGUCAUCCUCUCGGGCACGCCCAUCCAGAACAACGUGUUGGAGCUCUGGUCUCUCUUCGACUUCCUCAUGCCCGGGUUCCUGGGCACGGAGCGUCAGUUCGCCGCGCGCUACGGGAAGCCCAUCCUCGCCAGCCGCGACGCCAAGAGCUCCUCCCGCGAGCAGGAAGCGGGUGUGCUGGCCAUGGAGGCUCUGCAUCGCCAGGUACUGCCCUUCCUCCUGAGGAGGAUGAAGGAGGACGUUCUCCAGGACCUGCCUCCCAAGAUCAUACAGGACUACUACUGCAACCUGAGCCCCCUACAGGUCCAGCUGUACGAAGACUUUGCCAGGUCCCGGGCGAAGGUCAGCGUGGAGGACACCAUCUCCACCGCUGGCCAGCCUGAGGAGGAGGACAAGCCCAAGCUGAAGGCCACUGGCCACGUCUUCCAGGCGCUGCAGUAUCUGAGGAAGCUGUGUAAUCACCCCGCCCUGGUGCUGACCCCCCAGCACCCCGAGCACAAACGCAUCACCGAGCAGCUCGCUGCUCAACGCACCAGCCUGCGAGACAUACAGCACGCGCCCAAGCUGUCCGCCCUCAAGCAGCUGCUGCUGGACUGCGGGCUGGGCGGGGCCGGGUCCUCCGAGGCAGGCACGGAGGCGGUGGUGGCCCAGCAUCGCGUGCUGAUCUUCUGCCAGCUGAAGAGCAUGCUGGACAUCGUGGAGCACGACCUGCUGAAGCCCCAGCUGCCCUCCGUCACCUACCUGCGUCUGGACGGGGGCGUGCAGGCGGGCCUGCGCCACUCCAUCGUCUCCAGGUUCAAUAACGACCCCUCCAUCGACGUGCUGCUGCUGACCACCCAUGUGGGCGGGCUGGGGCUGAAUCUGACCGGCGCGGACACCGUGGUGUUCGUGGAGCACGACUGGAACCCCAUGAGAGACCUGCAGGCCAUGGACCGCGCCCACAGGAUCGGACAGAAACGCGUGGUGAAUGUGUACCGCCUGAUCACACGUGGCACUCUGGAGGAGAAGAUCAUGGGUCUGCAGAAGUUUAAGAUGAACAUCGCCAACACGGUGAUCAGCCAGGACAACGCCAGCCUACAGAGCAUGGGCACUGAGCAGCUGCUCAACCUCUUCUCCCUGGACAAGGUGGAGAAGGGCGAGUCGUCCGCAGCUGGCGGCGCUUCAGGAGCGAAGGCCUCCAUGAAGUCUGUUCUGGACGGGCUGGGAGACCUGUGGGACCAACAGCAGUACGAGACCGAGUACGACCUGGACAGCUUCAUGCACUCCCUCCAGUAACCUGCCCUCCUGGCCCGGCCUGGCCUGACCGCCCUAUGCACUAACGUCCCUCCACCCUGUAGUGCUCUCUCCGCCUCGCGGCCACGCCCCGCUCCCCGCCCCGCCUCGCCUCGCCUCGCCCGCUGGUCGUCUCUCACGCGGCCGUCGAGCGGAGAGGGAGGGUGAGCGAGGAGAAACGGAGGGGCGGCGGACGUCUUACGGUGCCCCCUCUGCGUUCGGUCUUUCCACUGUCAGAAGCGCGGCUUUCUGCAACAGAGGGACAUUCCGUUUAUUCUUUUAACUCGCAGUCUUAAACGCUUCCUCUCCCUCCUCGACUGACUAAAUAAAAGGGUGUGUGCGCAAGACGUCGCUAAGUUUGGGACGCUGUCCCACGAAUCGCACCCAAGAGAGGCCGUUUUUAUGCCCGAAUGUCCAGAGGCUGAACUUGCACUCCCUGCAGCUAGGGGGCGAUGCUCAUCCUCAACUCCUGAAGCACAGGCUCCUCCACUUACAUUAUGUUGCCCACAUGAAAUCAGGCAAAUCUUUCAUGUAAUUCUCUGAUGCACCCUUCUCACCUUAAAAAUAAAGCCCAUUAACCUGAAUCUAUUCCAGCCCAGCGGUAUGCUUUGUUAGUGCUUGCCUCUGCAACGCACCUGCUAGGCAGGUACUCACUGAGGACUGGUAUGUGUUUUAAAAAUCUCCCAACUGUAAAUAUUUCUGUACUUGCCGUUUUUUGUUUAAGCUGAUAGAAUUAUAAUAAAUUCUAAAGAGCUUU
Conger conger (European conger) is the source of this 6723-nucleotide messenger RNA. RefSeq names its product BTAF1 RNA polymerase II, B-TFIID transcription factor-associated (gene btaf1). Bases 384 to 5969 code for a protein of 1861 amino acids. Gene Ontology annotation, molecular function: ATP hydrolysis activity; ATP-dependent chromatin remodeler activity; ATP binding. Lineage: Eukaryota; Metazoa; Chordata; Actinopteri; Anguilliformes; Congridae. The transcript is spliced from 38 exons. The record is from RefSeq and is a predicted model, not a curated record.